AUGUUCCCGCCGUGCCGCGCGCCGCCGCGCACUGCCCCCGCGCCGCGCACGCGCGUACUCGCCGCGCACGCUCCCCGCGCGCCUCCGCGCGUGCCCCCGACCGCGCACGCGCGCACUCGCCGCGCCCCCGCCCCCAAGCCUGACGCCCUCCGGCCCCGGCCCCGCUCUUCCCAGCUUCGCGCCCACCCCCUCCGCACCCGUCAGGCCAGGCCCAAGCGCUCGCUGUUCUGGGCUGGGCGCAGCCGCCUGCCGCACUGCGGACGACGCCAGACCAGGCCCCUCGUAACAUUACCCCUUUUAAAAACUUCAACUGCUUGGACUUGA
Rangifer tarandus platyrhynchus (Svalbard reindeer) is the source of this 324-nucleotide messenger RNA. Lineage: Eukaryota; Metazoa; Chordata; Mammalia; Artiodactyla; Cervidae. The record is from the annotation of a GenBank genome assembly.